UAAUAACACACAACGUAAUCAAACAGUAUAAAACUUAGGCAUGACGUCAGUUAUUGAUACCGUUAGUUAGACCCCAAAUGUGUUUUACUGAUAUAAUUUGAUCUGUGAACUUUAUAAUAAAAAUCAUCAUCGGGCGAUAACUUGAUGCCAAGGGGUAUUUAAUGGAACAAUAGCUGGCCAACGAGUCAUUUGAGUCAGUGCUUUCAAUACGGUCUCUAUUACACCAUACUGAUCUACAACACAACUCCAAUCUGCAUCAUGUUAGCAAAUUCUGGUUACAAAAUUGUAUUGGACGGCUGUUUAAAUGAUAAAGGAGAUAAUUUGGUGCACUACUUAAGUCGUUAUGGAGACGUCGACGAUUUAAUAUCCUUGAAAGAGGUUAUUAAUGAUGAAAAUCGAUAUCUACUAUUAUCACACAAUUUCAAUCAGAGGCAGUGUGUUCAUGUUGUCGUCUGCGAAGUCAAAGUAAAUGCCAUCAAGAAAUUAAAACUACUGUUAGAAAUGGGUGCCGAUAUCAAUGGUCAGGAAAGAAGAGGUGGCAACACACCUUUGCACCUUGCUGUGCAUUCCAACAACUAUAAAUUAGUGAAAUGGUUGUGCAAGCAGCCCUCAAUCAACAAAACAGUGCUCAAUUAUGCUAAGAAGACACCCCAUGAUAUUGCCACCGAACGAAUUGAAAAGAAAAUAAAUAGUGCACUGAAGGAGCAGAAAAAGUGGUACAAAAUUAUGCAUCAAUCAGGUGCUAGUUCAUCGGAAGAAGAGUAACGAGCACGGUAUGAAGUUCCAAAAUUUUAAGAGACCAGAUUAUUUAGUGAUGAAUGCAUAAGUGUUUUGGCGGUUGAUUGUGAAGUGACAUAAUUAUUUUCUUAGUGUGCUAGGUACUUCUUUUUUUGUUUUCCAUUUAAUUUUAUGUAAGUUUUGUUGCUCAUCUGUGGCUUGUGAAAAUGUCUUGUAAAUUAACCAUGUAAUUAGGUAACUAUGUAUUUGAUGUUAUAAUUAUGCUAAGUUGUUUGUAUCCUAAUUUUUAUUGUUUUCGAUAUUUCUAAGAAACUUAGUUAUGUUAAUUAUAAGAUAGUUAUGUUGCCUGGAAAAAAUUCUGGUCACUGCAGCUGUAGUUGAUGUUACUACAAGUUGGGGUACAGAAAUGCCUUCACCGAUUUGAAAUAACCGGAACCACACGUGUAGUGAUGCCAGCUACAGUUAUCAUGUUUACUACAGUAGUUGUCAGUACUGUCUAAAAUGUACAUUUAUUCUAUAGUGGACUACCAGUUACUAAAAUGUUUUACCACAAUAUUAUGGUUUUAGGCACCACAAUUUUUUUCCGUGGUCUUAGCAGUUAAUUAGUCAAUAAGAACCUCUAAUAUUAUGUAAUUUUUUGUCAUUAUAAGCUUAUUAACAACAAUUGUUCAGUCUUUAUUUAAAAUAAUGUUCUAUCUUUUGCACAUAAUUUAGGUAAAUGGACACAUACAUUUUUAUCUCCCGAUUUGGCCUAGAAAAUUCGAUUGACGUGCGAUAAAGCAGGCGAAUUUUUAUUCCAACCUUUCAGCGGUCAAUCCACUGCACAAUUUUCAGCAAAGCAAUUACUAAAUGGUAAAUUGAUACUAAGAUGGAAUGAGUCCAAGAAUCUAGAUCUACGUCUUACUCAUGUGUUUGUCACACGACGCAUAAAAUAAAUGGCUCCUAUUAUUAAAACUGAUUAUUCUGUUUACAUUGAAACGAACAAAGAGAAAAUGGAUGUAAUUUUUCUUUGAAUUUUCAUUACCAAAUACUUAUGGCCUCAUCAAGUUAUACACUGUAAAAAAUCACCGGGGUAAGUCUAAACGGGGUAGGUGUUAAAAUUAUCGGUGUUAAAUUUACCCCUGAAAGCGGUGUGAAAAUAACGCCGUCACCGGUGUAAAUAUUCUAGACCGGUGUUAAAAUAACGCCGCCACCGGUGUAAAUAUUCUAGACCGGUGUUAAAAUAACGCCGCCGCCGGUGUAGAUAUCCUUUACCAGUGUUAAAAUAUUUUAAUUUGUGAAUAUUUUUACUUACUCGAUCACUAUACUUGUUAAUAAAUGAUAUUUUUUAUUAAUUUUCAUAAAGAACUGACAUUUUUUGUGUUUUAUAAUCUUUAAAGUUAAUAAUCCAAGCGGACGCAGUUUACCCUGCUUUUACACCGGUUAUUCCGCUUUUACACCGACGUUACUCCGUUUUUACCCCGGUUACCCCGCCUUUACACCGAUUUUACUCCGCUUUUACACCGGUAACCCCGCCUUUACACCGAUUUUACUCCGCUUUUACACCGGUUACCCCGAUUUAACACCGGUAUUUUUAACACCGGUGUAAUUUUAUUUUAACACCGGGCGGAGUUAAAAUGAGUCCAUUUUUAACACCGGUCUUUUUACAGUGUAGUAGGUCAGAUUAUUUGCUCUUAAUCAAUUAACUUAAAACGCUAGUACGUGAGGUAAAAAAAAGUUACCGUAUAGGUUAAAUAAUAGCUUCUUUAAAUUUAUAAUCAAUUUACGGACCAGACGUGGUUGGUAAAAGAAAAUAUGACGGGAUGUUAACUGAUUGUUAGAAGGUGAUAAUUAAUAAAUCAGUUUGUGCAGUGUUAUUUUUAACUAACAGGGCAUUGGACUGAAACGGUGUGGCCGAGCAGUCUGGUGUGCCAGGCUCGAGAGAGUCUUUGGCACCUAAAACACCGGGUACGUGGGUUCGAAUCCCGGCGACAACAGGAUUUUUUUUUCAGUACGUUCCAGAUCCGAUACUUCGGA
Messenger RNA from Microplitis mediator, 2754 nucleotides. RefSeq names its product nuclear factor NF-kappa-B p100 subunit-like. NCBI's taxonomy places the organism in Eukaryota, Metazoa, Arthropoda, Insecta, Hymenoptera, Braconidae. Gene Ontology annotation, molecular function: protein binding. The transcript has a single exon. Bases 259 to 765 code for a protein of 168 amino acids. The record is from RefSeq and is a predicted model, not a curated record.